GCGACGGUGGGCCGGGAUUGGCGCAUGCGCCGCCGUCCUCGGGCCGAGAUGCCGCGGGAGCUGGAGCUGUGUCCGGGCCGGCCCGUCGGCGGCCCCCACCCCUGCUUCAUCAUCGCCGAGAUCGGCCAGAACCACCAGGGCGACCUGGGCAUCGCCAAGAAGAUGAUCCGCAUGGCCAAGGAAUGUGGGGCAGAUUGUGCUAAGUUCCAAAAGAGUGAGUUGGAGUACAAAUUUAACAAGGCGGCCUUGGAGAGGCCUUACCCAUCCCAACACUCCUGGGGAGCCACGUACGGUGAUCACAAACGCCACCUGGAAUUCAGUCAUGAACAGUACAGGGAGCUGUCAAAAUUUGCACAGGAAGUUGGUAUCUUUUUCACAGCGUCUGGUAUGGAUGAGAUGGCAGUAGAAUUUCUUCAUGAACUGAAUGUGCCUUUCUUCAAAGUUGGCUCUUCGGACACCAGUAAUUUUCCCUAUCUGGAGAAAACUGCCAAGAAAGGGCGUCCGAUGGUCAUCUCCAGUGGGAUGCAAAGCAUGGAAAUAAUGAAAAAGGUUUACAACACGGUGAAGCCCAUCAAUGACAAGUUCUGCUUCCUCCAGUGCACCAGUGCAUAUCCACUGGAACCCGAAGAUGUUCACCUGCGUGUUAUCACCGAAUACCAAAAGGAGUUUCCAGACAUUCCUAUUGGAUAUUCUGGGCAUGAAACUGGAAUAGCUAUAAGCAUAGCAGCAGUUGCUAUGGGAGCCAAAGUUGUGGAGCGUCAUGUGACCCUGGACAAAACCUGGAAGGGUAAUGACCACCAAGCUUCUCUGGAGCCUGAUGAGCUGCGAGAACUGGUCCGCUCAAUCCGCACUGUGGAGAAGGCGUUGGGCUCUCCCCUCAAGCACAUGUUGCCCUGUGAGAUGGCCUGUCAUGACAAGCUGGGGAAGUCUGUUGUAGCCAAGGUGAAUAUUCCAGUGGGAACGAUCCUGACUAUGGACAUGAUGACUGUGAAGGUGGCAGUGCCCAAAGGUGUUGAACCAAGCAACAUCUUUAACCUGGUGGGAAAGCAAGUCACAGCAAACGUAGGUGCAGAUGAAUCGAUCACUGAUGACGUGAUUGGAAAGCACAACUCUUGAGGCUACACAGAGGCAAUGCUUAAAACUAAGCAAGUUAGAACUUGAUUAUUGCCAAGUUUGGGUUUUAAAUUAAUUAAUUAACAAUUUAUUAUGGAAUAAAUCAAUGGAAUAAAAACCAAAUGCUGU
This is a messenger RNA of Pristis pectinata (smalltooth sawfish), 1242 nucleotides long. RefSeq names its product N-acetylneuraminic acid synthase a (gene nansa). The transcript has 6 exons. Gene Ontology annotation, molecular function: N-acylneuraminate-9-phosphate synthase activity. The record is from RefSeq and is a predicted model, not a curated record. Gene Ontology annotation, biological process: carbohydrate biosynthetic process. Bases 25 to 1116 code for a protein of 363 amino acids. NCBI's taxonomy places the organism in Eukaryota, Metazoa, Chordata, Chondrichthyes, Rhinopristiformes, Pristidae.